UUGGGUUACUUAAGAAGCUUGGUGACUUGAAUGUAACUGAGAAAUCCGAGCUGGCUUCGCUAACCGAGUGUUUAGCAAUAUUCUGGGAGGACUAUACAUGCUUGGAUUUAAGCCAGUGCAUGUUAAAUAGCGUGAUAUUACAGGUGGCGUCGAAGUACCUUGAAUCAGACAUAUCAGACUGUCUAGUACAUUUCCUUGUCCUCGGGACCAAGGCAAGCAUAUGGUGUGGAAAACACCUAAAAAUGACUCUUAUGUCCACUGAGGAAUCUCAAGAAGAAGAGCAUGAGAACCUGUUCUUUCAGCUGUUUCUGGAUCUGCUUAGCUUUUCUGGGGCUAGCUUUUCAGCUUUGGCAAGAUACCCUGUUUCUAUUGAGAAGAUGAGAGUUGGUAUAGUUGAAACUUUCUUUGAUGAAGAGUUAAACAUGAUCAAAGAUUUGAUAUCAGAGAUAAAGAGAAUUCAGUCAUUUGUAUCAGAAGAAGUAGUAGUAAAGGUCACACAGGAGGUCAUUGAUUCUGUAAUAAGGCUGUGUGGGACAUAUGUCCGAGGAAUGAAUUGGGAGUCCUGGGAAGAAAAACUUGAGAGGGACAAAACUGACAUGGACUUUGACGGGGCCAAUAGUAUGAAUCAUGUUAUCAAUGUAACGAAGUGCGCGGUUGAAAAACUAUGUGAGAUGGGCAUUGUUGCAGCUAAUAACGGCGGAAGCCUGGUACCAAUUAUCAAUACGUCUUGGAAAGGUGUAGUUACCUUGCUGCAGCUUGGUGAUGGGGUGUUAGCAACAAAGGUGAAUGUAGCAGCUCUAAUUUCAAAUCUAAUCUCAUUAGUUAAUGAAUCUAUAAGACGUGCAGCUGAGGUAUGGUUUUCAUCAUUGAAGGAAAGCAUUUCUGUCACAGAAGCUAGAAAGGCAUUUCUUCCUGUAAAGUUUUAUAUGGUCAAUGCCGUAAAAAUAUCUUCCCUAUACCCAUAUCAAGCAUAUCUGGUGCGGAGUGAGAUUACAAACUGUAUCCUGAUGAUGUCAACAUUAAAGUUUUCAUUGAGCAAUGAAAAUCUGUUAAAAAAUGCCAGUGAUGUUUUCACGGAGCUUUUGGAAAAGACAUCCUUGGAUUUGCUUAUUACUAUGCUGAACCCAGUUCAAAUAAAGCAGGAGCUCAAGGUUGAGAUUUUAAACAAUCUUUUCAGCGGAAGCUGCACAAAUUUUGCCGGUGGAGACCCUAGUAAGAUGCACUCAAUGGUUGACUUAUUUUCUACAAGUGGGGAAGCAUUUCCUGGAGAGAGAACCUUCUUGAUUGGCCGUAUAUCAUUAUUUCUUAAUUUUCUGAGAUUUUCUCUUGAUCUUGACAAUGAUGUAAAGCUUGGGAUUGCUGGAAAGCUUGGUUGGUUCUUUGAUAUGUUAGUAAAGGAAGAGAUAUAUUCUUCCAUUCUUCUUCUGCAAGCUCCUGUUCUAUAUGGUUUUGGAAAGACUGUGGAAGUUGUCUGGCAGCCUAUGUACUCGUCUGUUUUGAAUGCCUUGCAGAUCUUCAUGCUUGUGGUUUCUUCUAGUCCAGCUUGGAGGGAGUUGGAGUCUUUCCUUCUCGAGAAUCUAUUUCACCCCCACUUUCUUUGCUGGGAGAUUGUAAUGGAACUUUGGUGCUUUAUGGUUCGCCAUGCUGAGUCAGGGAUGAUGAGUGGUAUUGCUGGUAAACUUUGCUCGUUAAUGAAGUUGGUGGCAUCUAAUGAAUCAGUUCUUGUAGCGGAUUCUGCUCUAAGAAAAGUUGCAAGGUCAAUCAGCAUAAUUCUUACUUUUGGUGCACAAUCUAUGGUAGACCAGGUUUACAUGGCCAUUGUUCGUGAUGAGGGAACUCAACUGUCGUCGGUGAUGCGUCUGGCAUUGUUUAUGGAGGGCUUUCCACUGAAUUUAUUGUCAGACAAGAUGAAAAGAAUUGUGACACAACGGAUAAUUACUGAUUACUGUCUAUACAUUGAAAAUUUUGAUGAGAAAUCAGUGAACUCUCAUGAUUUUGGUCUUUUUGGGGCCCCAGUUUUCGCUCUGUCAUCUUCACUGCAGUCUCUUCAGAUCAGCACAUCUGAUAUCAAUGUCAAGACCCUGAAGUUUAUAGUUUCCAUCAGCCAGAACUACAGAGUUUGUGAAGAUAAGCUAAUGAAGGACCAGUAUCGUAAGCUUUUGAGUGAAACUUUACGGAUAAUCUCAAAUAUGAAGCACCUAUAUGCAUCUCUUGAAAUGGAGAAAGUAAUUGGUGAGAUUGAAAACCUGUUUAUCUCUGGACCUGCUGUUUUUGAUACCCAGUUGUAUGAAUGCAAACCAGAUCUGGCUCUUUUCAUGGCAGCUCUUGCGCACAUGGAUAUCAAAGAAACUGAAGAAAGUUCCAAGAUCUCUGCUCUAUGGGAUUUAUAUCACAUGUUACUGGCAGAGCGGCAUUGGGCAUUUAUUCAUUUGGCAUUGACCGCAUUUGGAUACUUUUCUGCUCGGACAAAUUGUAAUAAGCUCUGGAGAUUUGUGCCCAACAAUGCAGCACUUUCUUAUGAUCUGGCCUCUGGAAAUGAGGCAAAUCUGGAGCUAUUUAUGUCUGAGUUCAAGGUAUUCCUUGAGAAGGAAACAGCACUUCUCACAAUAGCGGCUAGCUCUGACCAGUUUGGUCUGCUUGUGAGGGAGGGUCUAAAGCUGAGAGAUAUGUAUCGAAAAAUCUCACACGUAAUUGUUGAGACUGCAGAAUGUGACUACAUGGAAAUUGAUGAUGAAAAGCAGGCCAUGGAAUCGAACAGUGGAAAACAAUCCGGUAGGAAAAGGAAAUUUCCUGAUGGAAUUGAAAAGGGUAUGGAACUGCUACAAAGUGGGAUGAAGGUUAUUGUGGAUAGCAUUUCCCAGUUGCAGCAAAAUGAUCAACCCAGCUCCUGUGAGCUUCCCGACAACUUCUUGACUACCUUUUCUCGCCUGGAAGCUGAAAUCUCUCAACUAGUUGGCCUGGCUGGUAGUGAUUAGGUUGCACUUGUAUUGUUCGGCGUUGGAAAGUAGUUUUUCAAUGCUUAACAAGUCAGGUACUCGUUCUACUGAAUUAGUCUUGCUUAACUAGUCAGUCCAUAUAUUUGUGUAUAUAUAUAGCCCAAAAGGAACACAAUGAGUUUGGUGUUUCGUGAA
Argentina anserina (silverweed cinquefoil) is the source of this 3131-nucleotide messenger RNA. RefSeq lists its product as uncharacterized. The record is from RefSeq and is a predicted model, not a curated record. The transcript is spliced from 6 exons. NCBI's taxonomy places the organism in Eukaryota, Viridiplantae, Streptophyta, Magnoliopsida, Rosales, Rosaceae. Bases 120 to 2975 code for a protein of 951 amino acids.